CCGAAAAUCACACAGGUAUAUUCAGGCUCGCUGUAUGGUUUCUUUUAUCGUCGGCCUUGCGCAGAGGUACACGACUACACAAUUGGAAUUGUUGGAACCGAUCGUAACUGAUUUCAUGACUUCUACUAACUCGUACUGAAUAAAUUAUACAGUAGAUAAUUAUGGAGCGCGUUUUAUGGGAUUUUUAACUUGAUAUUUUUUCCUAUUAGUGUCUAAUAUUUUAUUUGCUGUUAAGCCGAUUGCGGCAUGCAACGAUCCGAAAACACCUGAUCUCAUUGUUAUCUACAGCAGAAGGAAUCGAUAUUUGAUUAUGAUUGCUGUAGAGGAAUAAAAUUCAUACGCAUGUGCGCAGCUUUAUCCGCGAUGCUGUGCUGUUGACGAGAUGGGUCUACUGCAGUUUUUCAAUGUACCGCGAUAAUAAUAGGCCCAACUCAUACGCAACAUCCGUGCAAUUAUAUAUGGAUUGGUAAAUCCAGAAGAGCACCUGUAUGCACAUCUUCGCGCUUAUGGGUGUUUUUGCCUACACCGGUUCCUUGUGAUUAUUUCCAUUUGAUCGCCGCAACGUCUACUGGUAAACAUGGCCUACAAGGAGCAGGAAACAUCAAUAGCAGUCAACGCGCAGCGCAAGAAACAACGGCGAUGUGGAGCUCCUGCUGUGAUAUACGAGGAGCCUGAUCUGGCAUGCGGAAUGAUUGGCUACAAACCACCAUGGCUGCAACUGUGCAAUAACAUAAAGGUUUUUCUAAUCGUAUACGUAUGUCUCGGAAUUUUCAAAGGUACCGUAAUUUCGUAUUUUGGAGCUGUCCUUCCGUCAAUGGAGAGGCGCUUUGGAUUCAAAUCGACAUCGAUUGGGAUUGCAAAAGCAAUGCGCGACGUCAGCGAAAUAUGCGUGGCGCUGCUUAUCGGUCAUUUCGGCGGAGCCGGCCACCGACCGCGAUGGAUCGCUGGUGGAUCGUUUCUUGUCGGGCUGGGAUUCCUUUUGCUAGCCUCAACGGAGAUCAUGUUUCCCGUCACCGAGAACUCCCUCAUGGCGACCACUGUUCUGGAAACCGCCGCCAGUGAUAAAUUCUGCAUGGCCGACAAUGUGACAACCGUGGCGAAGCACAACGACACAUGCGGAAAAAACGCUCGUUUGAACCACCAGUGGAUGCAUGAUGGUGCACUCAGUGUGCUCAGUGUUGCCGAAUUUCUGAUUGGUCUGGGUACGGCGGCCACGAUUAUUCUGGGCACGCCAUUCGUCGAUGAUAACGUGAAGGCGUCCAAUGCACCAAUUUACUACGCCAUCUCCUUUUCCGGACAAAUUUUCGGGCCUUUAUUAGGCCUUGGAUUGGCUGCUGUUUUCAAUACCAUUUUCUUCAAUUUUUCAAAGCCGGAUUUGCUGUCAUCAGAUCCGCGUUGGAUUUCGGCCUGGUUUUUAGGCUUUAUUGUCAGCGGGGUAGGAACGUGCAUCUUUGCUGUUAUUCUGAGUUGUUUUCCGUCUGCUAUUCCGAGGAAGGGCGGAAAAAACAAACCUAACGAUAACGAAGAAGCCAGCCAGAACAUAAAACCUAUUGAUCGCCCAAAGCAAGUGCCUGUCACAUUUGCCGAUUUGCCAAAAAACUUGAUGCGUUUAGGAAAGAAUACGACUUAUUUGUUGAAGCUUACCAGUCAGUUGAUAAAUGGGUUCGUUCUAUCAGGAUUCUUACAGUUUGGCCAAAAGUUUAUGAAAGAGCAAUAUCAACUGUCGCAAUCAGCCGUAAACUUACAAGGAGGGUUACCGCCGAUUUUUGGGGGCUUUAUUGGCACAGUAUUAGGAGGUUACGUUGUUAAGCGAUUCCAAUUGGCACCGCGCCAUAUCUGCUAUUUGAUGGCCGUAUCAUCCAUUGUUGGGGCCGCUUGCUAUUUCGGCGCUGUCGGACUCGGCUGCGACCGUCAACAAAUUGUCGGCAUAGAUGAUGUCCCGAACCCAUACAAUAUAAGCAACAGUGACCUUUGCUCUGUGUACCAAGGGUGCAACUGUAAGGACUACGAAUUUGAUCCUGUUUGUGAUUAUUCCACUCGAACAACGAUUGUCAACUCUUGUGUGGCUGGAUGCAAGGCUUCCCAGAAAAUAAACGCAACGACAUAUUACUUCGAAUGUUCUUGCACUGGCAAUGACACCCACUCCAACGAAAGCUUGCUAUAUCAGUUAUCUCAUCGCAAGGAAGGCCGCUUCAAAUCGCGGCACUUAUCAUCUGUACGGGAUGGGAUAUGCCCGGUUAAAUGUCCCAACUUCGUCAUUUAUGUCGCCUUGAUGAGCGUGGCAAAGUUGGCGAUGGGAAUACCUAUGGCGGGAAUGGUAAUGCUACAGUUCAGAAUUGUGGAUUACGAUUUAAAAAGUUUGGCAAAUUCUGUGUCUUCGCUCCUGUUGACUCUCUUCGGCUUCUUACCGGCUCCGAUAAUUUUUGGAAAGCUGAUUGAUUCCUCCUGUCAUUUGUGGCAGACAGACUCUUGUGGGACCCAAGGAGCGUGCUGGUUGUACCGUGUCGGCGACUUCCGAUGGAAAUUACAUACUGGCAUAGGAGUGUGUCGCUUGAUUAACUUGGUGGUCGAUCUAAUGAUAGCUUACCGGGUCCGCAAUCUAUCCUUCGAUCGUGAUAAAAAUGAGACCGAGCUUGACAAGCCCGUGUCUACAUUGUCUAUGGUUCAAAUGGGCGGCAAUGGGAUUGAAUCGGAACAAAAAGGAUCAGUGCCACAAAAAGAAUUCACAACUGCGCCUCUUUGUGAUAAUCGAUCUCAACUGUGAUUUUCUUACCAAAGUUUCUAGAUGGUUUUUAUAAUGCUAAAGUAAUUUAUUUCCAAGUGCAGUAUCUGUUGCACAACGAUGAUGCAAGAAGUGGAAUCGUAUGUUUUGAUUUUUUCUUCAGUAUUUUGCGCCUUUUUGAACUAUAUAAUUAUACACCACUGUAGCUCAAAUUACGAAUAGUUUUUGUGAUGUGUUGAAACCCGAUAUCCUUAUUACGCAAGUAUUACCACCAGUAUCCUCAGCGAGAUGCUAUAAUUAUAGGCCAGUAAAUUUGACUGGUAUUUUGAAGUAAGAAAAAUGUUUAGGACAGAUCAGUUUGCU
Messenger RNA from Paramacrobiotus metropolitanus, 3085 nucleotides. Its product is annotated as solute carrier organic anion transporter family member 4C1-like. NCBI's taxonomy places the organism in Eukaryota, Metazoa, Tardigrada, Eutardigrada, Parachela, Macrobiotidae. Gene Ontology annotation, molecular function: protein binding. The record is from RefSeq and is a predicted model, not a curated record. The transcript is spliced from 14 exons. Gene Ontology annotation, cellular component: membrane. Bases 578 to 2764 code for a protein of 728 amino acids. Gene Ontology annotation, biological process: transmembrane transport; sodium-independent organic anion transport.